GGCCAUCCCUUAUGGCAGCCAUGAAUUUGAGAUCUCCCUCCGCACCUCUUCCUCCCCUUUUCCAUUUUCUGCUGCCCCCUCUUGUUCCCACCCCUCAUAUGCAGAGCUGAACGUGCCUCUACACACACGCAAUCACCUGCCUCCCCCACCCGAAGAUCAACUCUCUCUUUCUUCCCCGCCUCUGCCCACCUCUCAACUGCCCCUCCCCACUAGAGGCCCCUCCGCCUCUGCACUUCCCCCCACCCUCUUAGCUCCUUCUACCAUGCCUCUUCCUCUCACACCUCCUCCUCUCACGCCUCCUUCCAACGCCCUUCCUUCGAAUAGAGGGGGAAAAGAGGAGCAGUGGGUGGAAAGGAGCGGAGUUGGGAAAGUUGAGAAGAUGGAGAAGGAGGAGCAGAGGGGGGAAAUAGGAGAAGCAGGCAGUGAAAUGGUGGGAAGCAGGGGCGGAGAUGAGGGAGGAGGAGGAGUGGCGGGAGGACGAGAAGGCAUGGUGGGAGGAGGAGGAGGCAUGGUGGGAGGAGGAGAAGGCAUGGCGGGAGGAUGGGAAGGCAAGGCGGGAGGAGGAGAAGGCCUGGCGAGAGGAGGAGAAGGUGUGGUGAGAGGAGGAGAGGGGGUGGCGAGAGGAGGAGAAGGCAUGGAGGGAGGAGGAGAAGGCGUGGUGGGAGGAGGAGAAGGCAUGGUGGGAGGAGGAGAAGGCAUAAUGGGAGGAGGAGAAGGCAUGGUGGGAGGAGGAGAAGGCAUGGUGGGAGGAGGAGAAGGCAUGGUGGGAGGAGGAGAGGCGUGGCAGGAGGAGGAGAAGGCAUGGUGGGAGGAUGGGAAGGCAUGGUGGGAGGAGGAGAAGGCAUGGUGGGAGGAGGAGAGGCGCCUGGUGAGAGGAGGAGAAGGCGUGGUGAGAGGAGGAGAGGGGGUGGCGGGAGUAGAAGGAAUGGCGGGAGGAGGAGAAGGCAUGGUGGGAGGAGGGGACGGCAUGGCGGGAGGAGGAGAAGGCAUGGUGGGAGGAGGGGAAGGCAUGGCAGGAGGCAGGGAAGGCAUGGCGGGAGGAGGAGAAGGGACAGGGUGGCAAGAGGAGGACACGCAUAGAGGUGAGAGGAGGCCGCGCGGGGAGGCGAGAGUCGCACGAGCGGGGAGGCGAGAGGAGAGCGCGGGGCGGCAAGAGUCGCGCGCGCGGAAAGACGAGAGGAGAACGCGAACCGGGAGGCGAGAGGAGCACGCGCGGCAAGGCGAGAGGAGGCCGCACGGGGAGGCGAGAGUCGAGCACAUGGGGAGGCGUGAGGAGGCCGCGCGGGGAAAGCGAGAGGAGAGCGCGGGGAUGAGAGAGGAGCACGCGCGGGGAGGCGAGUGGAGAAUGCUCGCCUCUCCCUCCAAUCCCGCCAUCGCCUCUCCCUCCUUCCCAGCCGCCGUCGCCGCUUCUUCCCAUCCCGCCAUCGCCUCUCCCUCCUCCCCGCUGUCACCUCGCCCUCCCUCCCCGCCGUUGCCUCUCCCUCCUCCCCCGCCGUCGCCUCUCCCUCCUCCCCGCCGUCGCCUCUCCCUCCUCCCCGCCGUCGCCUCUCCCUCCUCCCCGCCGUCGCCUCUCCCUCCUCCCCACCGUCGUCGCUUCUUCCCAUCCCGCCGUCGCCUCUCCUCCUCCCCGCCGUCACCUCUCCCUCCUCCCCGCCGUCUCCUCUCCUCCUCCCCGUCGACGCCUCUCCCUCCUCCCCGCCGUUGCCUCUCCUCCUCCCCGCCAUCGCCUCUCCUCCUCCCCGCCGUCGCCUCUCCCUCCUCCCCGCCGUCGCCUCUCCCUCCUCCCUGCCGUCGCCUCUCCCUCCUCCCCGCCGUCGCCUCUCCCUCCUCCCCGCCGUCGCCUCUCCCUCCUCCCCAUCGUCGCCUCUCCCUCCUCCCCGCCGUCUCGCAAGAGCGGGUUGGUGCGCCAGCGCGGGUUGGUGCACCAACGCGUAUUGUUUUCUGA
This is a messenger RNA of Closterium sp. Naga37s-1, 1945 nucleotides long. NCBI's taxonomy places the organism in Eukaryota, Viridiplantae, Streptophyta, Zygnematophyceae, Desmidiales, Closteriaceae. The record is from the annotation of a GenBank genome assembly.